Zea mays is the source of this 1464-nucleotide messenger RNA. RefSeq names its product chaperone protein dnaJ 10. Lineage: Eukaryota; Viridiplantae; Streptophyta; Magnoliopsida; Poales; Poaceae. The record is from RefSeq and is a predicted model, not a curated record. The coding region runs from base 188 to 1198 and encodes 336 amino acids. The transcript has 9 exons.
GGUGGGCCCAGUCUCCGGUGCCUUUGGUCCCAUGUUGACCUCACCAUCGCCCUCCGGUCUCGCGGCCUGGUGGGCCUCGGCCUCUCCGACUCUGGGUUCAUUCGCCUGCACUGCAACCCAUCUCGGAACCCUCCCUCGCCUCCCUCGCGUUCAGUUUGAUCCAGGACGAAGGGAACGGUGAGCCGCCAUGGUGAAGGACAGCGCGUACUACGACGUCCUGGAGAUCAGCACUGACGCCUCCAUGGCCGAGAUCAAGAAGGCCUAUUACCUCAAGGCCAAGCUGGUGCACCCGGACAAGAAUCCGAGCAAUCCUGAUGCUGCGCGCAAGUUUCAGGAACUAGGCGAAGCCUAUCAGGUCCUAAGUGAUCCACUGAAAAAGGAGUCUUACGAUAAGUAUGGAAAGGAAGGACUUCCACAAGAUAAUAUGAUUGAUCCAACUGCUGUCUUUGGAAUGCUUUUUGGGAGCGACUAUUUUGAAGAUUAUGUUGGCCAACUUGCGCUAGCAUCUGUUGCCUCUGUAGAGAUUGAGGAAGAAUCAAACACACCUGAGGCAAGGACAAGGAUUCAAGAGAAGAUAAAGGACGUGCAAACCGAAAGAGAGCAAAUACUUACUCAAAGUCUAAGGGAUCGGCUGCAACCAUAUGUUGAUGGGAAGCAAGAUGAGUUUGGUGAUUGGGCAAGUGCAGAAGCUCAGCGUUUGUCUCAAGCUGCUUUUGGUGAGGCUAUGCUUCACACGAUUGGCUACAUCUAUGUUCGGCAAGCAGCACGAGAACUUGGAAAAAGCAAACUGUAUAUGGGUGUACCUUUUAUUGCUGAGUGGGUAAGGGACAAGGGCCACCACGUAAAAUCACAGGUUAAUGCUGCCGCAGGUGCAAUUUCUCUGAUACAGCUACAAGAAGGGAUAAAAAAGAUUGAAGAGGGUGACAAGGAAGAGCAGCUUAUUAAGAGUAUCGAAGAGAAAAAAGAUGCAAUGCUGAAUUCUUUAUGGAAAAUUAAUGUGGUCGAUAUUGAGUCAACGCUUUCACGGGUCUGCCAAGCAGUUUUAAGAGAAAAUGAUAUUCCCAGAGACGUACUCAAGUUGCGAGCAAGAGGACUGAAAAAGCUAGGGACGAUAUUUCAAGGCGCAAAAUCAAACUACCGUCGUGAAAACAGCCUGCGUGUUGAAGAUGACGCGGCAGAAGCCACACCGUCGCACUGAGGAUGGUGGACAAAUCUGGAUAUGAUGUCAUAUACUGCGUCACCGGCUCACCGAGACUGAGCCCGAAAGCCGACCACUGUGGAAGGAGACAAACGAUGCUGUUUUUCCAAAGAUUUUUGUACGGUAUAAGCGCAAGGUAUUGCUACCAUGCCAUACUUUAUCGCUGUCCGCACUGCAUAUAGUUCUGUUGGACGAAAAAUGUAAUAUUUGAAGUCAAAAUGUGAUGCGUAAUGAUUUAAGCGCAUGAUCAUAGGCUUUGAAUGUCA